Molecule: messenger RNA, 6258 nt
Organism: Drosophila elegans
Lineage: Eukaryota; Metazoa; Arthropoda; Insecta; Diptera; Drosophilidae
Gene: Sarm
Product: NAD(+) hydrolase sarm1
Exons: 11
Coding region: 831-5987 (1718 amino acids)
Biological process (GO): response to axon injury; negative regulation of MyD88-independent toll-like receptor signaling pathway; signal transduction
Cellular component (GO): dendrite
Molecular function (GO): signaling adaptor activity; NAD+ nucleosidase activity; protein binding
Source: RefSeq, a predicted model, not a curated record
UGUUGAUUACUGUUAUCUCUAACCAUUAAUUCAGGUUAAUUUUAAAAAGUAAACAAAAAAAAAAGAGAAAAACAUUUAUGGUAUAGGCUGAAACGAGUGGGUCAAACAAAAACUAAAAAAAGAGAAGAAGAAAAACCAACAUUGGCACGUUCCAAGAAAUUGCAAUAUCAAAAACUACAACAAUUGUAACUUAAUUUAUAUUACAGCUUAGCCUUUUCACCUUGUUUGCUCACGCUUGUGCAUAUAUAAUUAUGCAAUCGCUGCAGUUCCCCUGAAUGCACAGCGCCAACAACAAAAUCAGACGUUCAUUGAUAAAAAGCGUCGACAACAACGGUUAUAAAUUAAACAAGUGCCUGAAGAGGAGUAUAUAUGAACAAAAACGUUCAACCAGUCGAAAAGUAAACAGCAAAUAUACUAAAAUAAUUACUGCCGCAUUGAAAAAGACUUACAUAAUCUUUCAAAAUAAAAGUAUAUUUAAAAAAAAACAAUAAAAUCAUUUGAGAAACUUAGUUCAAUUGCAGAGUUUAUUUUACUAAAAUUUUACUAAAUACAGACAACAAUAUUGCAACGAAUAAACAGCACAGAAAUAUCAAAUUUUAAUCGACAACAAAAUAAACAAAACAAAAAGUGUCAAUCACAACAAAACCACCAAAAAUAGAGCAAAUAAUAAAAUCAAGAAUAGACAACAAAUUAAGUGGCAAAUAAGCGGAGAGAAUUAACAGCAGAGAGUAACAGCAGCUGUUAAGUUAACAGUAAUAUUGGGAGAAUCAACAAGAGUGAUAAGAGAACAGAGAAUUAACAGCUCUCCACAGUGAGAGUAACAGCGAAAAAUGAAUUCACCACAGCUGGUGCACACAGCAGCGCAAGCUCACCAUGCUGAGAGUGCUGGGCAAACGUCGCUGCCUCUGCCGCAGUCGCAGUCGUCGCAGGCUGCGCAGUCUGGAAAUAAAUACGCGCCUGGAAGAAGACUAGCUGCGCGGCAAACUCUUCGAUUAGCAAUACCGAAAUCACAGGGCGACCCACCGAACCACCCACCGAGUGUGGGGCUUUUCCGGCCCUCCCCCUCGCAAUUGCCACCCGCACCGAUUUUAAAGCGCGUUCCAGCGGUCAACAGUUGCAGCAGCGGCAGUGGAAUACCGAAGUCCGCCUCGCCAUUGGAAUCUCAUCACCUGCCCAAUGUCACGCCCACCACCGCCCACACCCGUAUGGGUUAUGGAAUCCAGGGAGCGGGGGGAGGUAGCGGCUGUUCCAGCGCCUCAUCGGCAUCCAAUUUCCUGGGGGUUCGUAAGCCCAGCCUGACCUUGAACUCAUCGGACAUCAGAAACAACAACGAUCUGUUCGCCUUUCCCAAGGACAUGUCGCCUGUUUUGAGUGAACACUCCCACUCGCCCAUGUUCACGGAUUUAUCAUCGGCUAACAGCAAUGGAUCACCAACGCAUCACCACCAGCUAGGCAGAUUAUUUAGCCUGAGUCCUUCAAGUAUUAGAAGUUACGGAAAUAUGACAGACUUCUCGGAUAGUUCGCCCAGUGGGGUGUUGAGUCCAGCCUCCUCGCUGAUCGAGAAUUUCCACAAGAAGAACGGCUCACCGCAACCACUCGGUAGCAGCAGCACCACCACCACAGUCACCCCCACGACCUUGAAUGGAUCUGCAGUGGGUGGGGUGGGCGGUGUGGUGGCCAGCACCGCGAAUGGCAGGCAAAUUAACACCAGCUCUAGUUCAUGCAGUAGUCUUAAGGAAACCUCACACCAGUCCACGUCCACAUCACAACAGGUUGUCAACAGCAGCAGCAGCAGCACGACGACGCGGGUGGAGAAGAAGUCCCAGCGCCUGCACCACCACAUCACCUCCUCAUCCUCCAGCUCCUCAACCACCCAGGCUCUGUCCACCUCAUCCGAGAUGAAGGCGGCGGAAAUCAAGCGAGAUCUCACAAACAUCCAGAAGUCCAUGUCGGAAAUCAACGAUCUGGCCAAGGAGCGGAUCACCGGUGGACCUGGUUCCAUUAGCACCACCUCAGCCUCUGCGAUCACAGCGCCCAGCACAAUGUCACAUGCGACGUCGACGAGGCUGGCACCCAAACUCACAUCGGCCCAUCCGUCGAUCGACGAUCUCAGGGGUCUCAGUAGCCAGGACAAGAUCACCCAGCUGCAAAAGAAAAUUCGGGCCUCGCUUGAGAAUCUGGUGGACGACGAUGACAGCAAUGUGAUCGUGACCCUGCCGGAUGACGACGACUGCCCGCAUAGCUUUGGCAGCCUCAGCCACCCCACCGCCGCCCAGCUGAGUGCCAAUGGGUUGAGCGGGUCGAGCAAAACAAUCGAUACGAUCAAGUUCCAGGAGAAGAGCAUGAAGACCGAGUCCAAGACGAAGGUGGUCACCGAUGGCUUCAGUUCCGAACAGGCCACCAGCAACUCGGCGGAGAUGAAGCGCCUCCAAACCGGAGACAUAGACUAUCAGGAGAGCAAGGGUGCGUCGGCGAUGAGGAAUCGAUUGGAGAUGGACGGUGUCAAAACAGAGGAGAAUGCAGCCGUUAUUAAGGAAGCACUAUCGCUGCGCACCGGCGACAUCACACAGCAGGCGAGCAACAAUGUGGCCGCCUCCAGUAUUACUGUGCAGAGUGAGAACUUCUCUGCGGACAAGAAGGCGAUCUCGCAGUCGCAGCAGUCGCAGACGAUGACCUCCAACGGGAUCAUUAGCCAGGAGAAGCACGUGUCCUCCGCCUCGCAGGCCAACUACUCAAUGUCGCAUAAGGGCGUCUCCAGCACCGGCAGCAGCAUGAUCACCAGCUCCUCAGCUCAAAUGUCUGCGAUGAACGGCCAGAUGCUGAAGCUCACUGAUCUCAAGUUGGAUGACCUCAAGUCCCUAACGGCGGGCAGUGGGCAGCAGGAGAUCGAGCAGACCAUCAACAAGUAUUCCAACAUGCUGACCUCAAUAGUGAGCUCCCUGCAGGAAGACGAGCGAGGGGGCAGUGCCAUAACCGCCCACGAUGUUGGUGGCAAGAAGUCGCAGUACCUGGAGAAGAUCAACGAAGUGAUCCGAAGAGCUUGGGCAGUGCCCACCCAUGGCCACGAGCUGGGCUACUCGUUGUGCAACUCCCUGCGCCAAAGUGGCGGUCUCGAUCUUCUCAUGAAGAACUGCGUCAAGCCCGACCUCCAGUUCUCCUCCGCCCAGCUGCUCGAGCAGUGUCUGACCACCGAGAACCGGAAGCAUGUGGUGGACAAUGGCCUGGACAAGGUGGUGAAUGUGGCCUGUGUCUGCACCAAGAACUCCAAUAUGGAGCACUCCCGCGUGGGCACUGGCAUUCUGGAGCAUCUGUUCAAGCACUCGGAGGGCACCUGCUCGGAUGUGAUAAGGCUGGGCGGCCUGGAUGCCGUGCUCUUCGAAUGUCGCACCAGCGACUUGGAGACAUUGCGACACUGUGCCAGCGCCCUGGCGAAUCUAUCGCUCUACGGCGGAGCCGAGAAUCAGGAGGAGAUGAUACUGCGCAAGGUGCCCAUGUGGCUGUUCCCCUUGGCCUUCCACAACGAUGACAAUAUCAAGUACUAUGCGUGUCUGGCCAUUGCUGUGCUGGUGGCCAACAAGGAGAUUGAGGCCGAGGUGCUGAAGUCUGGCUGUCUGGACCUCGUCGAACCCUUUGUCACCUCCCACGACCCGUCGGCCUUUGCCAGAUCCAAUCUGGCACAUGCCCAUGGGCAGAGCAAACAUUGGCUGAAGCGAUUGGUACCCGUACUGAGUUCCAAUCGCGAGGAGGCCCGCAAUCUGGCCGCCUUUCACUUCUGCAUGGAGGCGGGCAUCAAGAGGGAGCAGGGCAACACCGACAUCUUCCGGGAGAUCAACGCCAUCGAAGCACUGAAAACGGUGGCCAGUUGCCCGAAUGCCAUUGCCUCCAAGUUCGCCGCCCAGGCGUUGAGAUUAAUCGGAGAGACGGUGCCGCACAAGCUGUCGCAGCAGGUGCCGCUGUGGUCCGUUGAGGAUGUGCAGGAGUGGGUGAAGCAGAUCGGCUUCAAUGACUACAUGGACAAGUUCAACGAGUCCCAGGUGGACGGUGAUCUGCUGCUGAAGCUCAACCAGGAUAACCUGCGCGCCGACAUUGGGAUCGGCAAUGGAAUUCUGCUGAAGCGUUUCGAACGCGAGCUGCAAAAUCUCAAACGCAUGGCCGACUACUCGUCCAAGGACACGGCCAAGAUGCACCAGUUUCUGUCGGAGAUCGGCACUGAUUACUGCACCUAUACGUACGCCAUGCUGAAUGCUGGCAUCGAUAAAUGUGCCUUGCCGCAUGUCAAUGAGGACAUGCUGAUGACGGAGUGUGGCAUCCACAAUUCGAUUCAUCGAUUGCGCAUUCUCAAUGCGGUCAAGAACCUGGAGAACUCACUGCCCAGUUCGUCGGAGGAGAACAUGGCCAAGACACUGGACGUUUUUGUAAGCUACAGGCGUUCCAAUGGCUCCCAGCUGGCCAGUCUGCUCAAGGUUCACCUGCAGCUGCGAGGCUUCUCCGUGUUCAUCGACGUGGAACGCCUGGAGGCGGGCAAAUUCGACAACGGCCUCCUGAACAGUAUUCGGCAGGCAAAGAACUUUGUCUUAGUAUUAACGCCCGAUGCCCUGCAUCGUUGCAUCAACGACGAGGACUGCAAGGACUGGGUGCAUCGCGAAAUUGUGGCUGCCUUGAACUCGAACUGCAACAUCAUACCGAUCAUGGACCAGCACUUCGAUUGGCCGGAGGUGGAGCGACUGCCGGAGGACAUGCGCAGUGUGGCGCACUUCAACGGGGUCAGUUGGAUACACGACUACCAGGACGCGUGCAUCGAUAAGCUCGAAAGAUUUUUGCGCGGCGAAAAGAAUAUCGAUCGCAUUGCGGCGAUGGUGCCCGGCACCCCCGGUUCGGUCUCAUACCAAAGAAUGCACAGCAACGACUCCGAUUACCAGAGCGGAGGAGCAGGCGGAGGAUCGGGACCAGCAGGCACUGCUGGAGGAGGCGGAUGUGUUGGCGGUGGCGGUGGCGCAGGCAGUGUGGUGGAUGGCCUAAUGGCGACGGCCAAUGGCAGCGGACAAGCUAAUCACCAGGCAAAUAGGUACCGCCAAUCCCCCUCGCCGGCCCGCCAAAGGGGCAGCACCUCGCAGCUGAGUGGCUAUUCGCGGGCGCCCUCGAAGCGCUCCCAGAUCCUGACACCCUACCGCACCCAGCAGGCGGCCCUGCUCCACAAGUCCGGAGCGGCCUCUGCGUCCAUGCAGAAUAUGACGCCGCUGGCGUAUCUGCCGCCCAGGAGAAGUUCAGCCGCGGGAUUGGGUCAUGGGUCUGGUGCCGGCAUGGGCAGUGGCUAUCGAUCGCACAGCGUGGAUGGGCUACUGGAUCAGGCAGGCUCAACGCCUGACCAGAGGAUAGCGGCAGCAGCGGCCAAGGUGACAGCGGGCAGUACAGCUCUGACGAAUGCCAGCUCCACGAGCACACUGCAACCUGAGGAAGAGGAGGCGGAAGUUGCCCUCAGUGAAACGGUGACGCGGCGGGACAAACACACCCUGUCUCCGCCUGCGAAUGUCCAGCAGCACCGGAAGUCCCGAAGUCUGGACCACAUCCUCAGCAAACAGACCCUAGCAGAAUUGCUGCCACCGAGUAUCGAACUCACAGAUGAAACGCAGAGCAUGCAAAAUCUGGCCAUUCCAAUGACUCCGCAGCCCCAACGAAGGGAGACCAGCUCCUCCUCAAAGUCGCCCACACCCGAAAGACCCCCACAGCCUGCGAGGGAAAGGGUUAGGGAACGCCAGAGUCCCGAGGGUGUGAGUGCGACGGAAAGCGAGCGUGAGGAUCAGCCGGAUGGGUGUCUGCGCCAUGGAAACCAACAAAGAGCCUCGGCCUCGGUUCAUCGCGGAGCCAGUUUGACCAGCAACAAGACUUCCAACUCAUCGCUGGGCUCCAACUACAGUGCCGGGGGAAACAACAAGACGAUCUUUAAUCGAACAAUGAAGAAGGUCCGCUCGCUGAUGAAAAAACCAUAAAAGCGAAAUUGGCUACCGCAAUCCGUUGUAACUGUUGUUAUCGUUGUGCCUGUUGUACUGCAUCCAACCCACAAAAGCACCCACCCUCCAAAUCGAAUCGAAUUCGAAAAACCCAUCAUCGCACCCGUGAUCAAUACCGAUGCCCACUCAGCAUCCGCUGUCUCGACAAUCAACAUUCAUUGUUAUUUAUUGCAAAACAACCAAGAAAAAAUAAACAAACAAAAACGAAUUGCGAUACCAAUAAAAUUGUAUAUAAUUGCAUAAAUCGAAA